This is a messenger RNA of Aspergillus brunneoviolaceus CBS 621.78, 1204 nucleotides long. RefSeq names its product GID4/VID24 family protein. Gene Ontology annotation, cellular component: GID complex; extrinsic component of membrane. The transcript has 4 exons. The record is from RefSeq and is a predicted model, not a curated record. NCBI's taxonomy places the organism in Eukaryota, Fungi, Ascomycota, Eurotiomycetes, Eurotiales, Aspergillaceae. Bases 148 to 1128 code for a protein of 326 amino acids. Gene Ontology annotation, biological process: protein catabolic process in the vacuole; negative regulation of gluconeogenesis; protein targeting to vacuole.
GCUUUCCGAAUCCCACGCCCUGGUUACGAACUGCAUGCUUGCUUUUCCUGCUUGUUGAACUCCCCUCCGUCUCCUUGCACUCCCUCACGCUUGCUAUAAGUGCACCUGCUUCGGAUCCGAUGUCAUUCAUUUCUUAAUUCGCCUCCAAUGCCGACCCCGAGUGACAUUACAUCCAGUGUGAAUGCUUCGUCAGGCCUAGAGGAACUCUCCGCUCGUUCCACUUGCCCACCCGAGGUCGAGAGGCUGCCUUCCUGGAGAGAGUCUCGAGCACCCUCCACUCUUUCCGAUCGGGAUGAUUCCGAAAGCUCUUUGUCUCAGCUCAUCUCUGCGGCCCACACGGCGCAGAAUGCCCUGAUAGAUGCGACCGCAGGCUCAACCGCCGAGUCUUCGUCCGGUGGUAGCCCGAUGAAAGAUGUGGCAAAACCCGAAGAUGAGCCUGCCGCGGGGAGGUUGAGUCCGGCUGCAGAGCCAUCAUGCUCGACCAGCCAACCUCCGUCGGUCACUUCAUCAUCGAACACCUCGCUGUUAAGCUACGAGUUCUCUAAUAUUCGGCUCCUCCCUAACUACACUUCCUCUUUCUUGCGCCCGGGAAGUAAAUUUACUGGCACGCAGCAAUCCGAUCGGCAAGUCUACAAUGUCGAUGUCGAGAUAAAGCAUGUUGACAUGCAAGAAUCUUAUCUAUGUGGAUAUCUUCGCAUACAAGGUCUGACGGAAGAUCAUCCCACUCUCACGACGUUCUUUGAGGGCGAAAUUAUCGGCACGAAACAUACCUUCAAGACUAAGAACGAAGCAUGGGGCGCUACAGAGAAGACCGAUAUGCAGCAUUGGAACAGGUUUCCUGCGUGGCGUCCGCUAUCCAAGCAAGCAAGGAAACCCGAUUUCACGUAUCGCAAUUACGCCCAACGUGAACACAUUUUCAUGCGCUGGAAAGAAUACUUCUUGGUGCCCGACCAUCGCGUUAGAUCCAUAUCUGGUGCAAGCUUUGAGGGGUUUUACUACAUUUGCUUCAAUCAAGUAGAGGGAACUGUUGCUGGCAUAUACUUCCAUGCGAAGAGCGAGAAAUAUCAACAAUUGGAGCUCAAGCAUGUGGAAGACCAUGGCUGUACUCCAGCCAUGGAAUUCCGUUAAAUUCCCCUUUCCUGCAACUUUGGCCCGGGGCCAUGAAUGAUUCCUGAAUCAGGCUAUCAACCCUUUCCCUGGCAUU